Xyrauchen texanus (razorback sucker) is the source of this 3798-nucleotide messenger RNA. RefSeq names its product SPRY domain containing 3 (gene spryd3). The transcript has 11 exons. NCBI's taxonomy places the organism in Eukaryota, Metazoa, Chordata, Actinopteri, Cypriniformes, Catostomidae. The coding region runs from base 124 to 1374 and encodes 416 amino acids. The record is from RefSeq and is a predicted model, not a curated record. Gene Ontology annotation, molecular function: protein binding.
GGAAAAGCCGUAACACUUCUGCGAAGUUUGUCAGGUAGCUAAUGGAGUCGGUAGCUAGAAGUAAACACAAGUGCCCUUAAAUGUUCUAAUGUCUUAACCAUUGAUGUACAUAAGCCCUCUGAGAUGGAUGAUAUCAAUUUACACUACAGAUUCCUGAACUGGCGGCGCCGGAUCAGGGAAAUCAGGGAAGUACGUGCUGUUCGUUAUCAAGAGCGCUACAAACGAAUGUUGAAGAAUGGAGACACGCUAAGUUACCAAGGGAACUCUGAUGAAGUUGGCUGCUACGUGGCUCCACGCCCCUUAUCAAAGGGAAACUGUUACUUUGAGGUGACCAUUAUGGAUACUGGAGUGAGGGGAACGAUUGCUGUCGGUCUGGUUCCACAAUAUUACAAACUUGACCAUCAGCCUGGCUGGCUUCCACAUUCAAUUGCUUACCAUGCGGAUGAUGGAAAGCUAUACAAUGGCAACCCUGUCGGUCAACAGUUUGGUCCAAAAUGUAACCGUGGUGACCGAGUAGGUUGCGGUAUCUAUGCAGACAAUUUUGAUGCCGGACUCGUAACUGUGUUCUUCACCAAGAAUGGCAAUGAAGUUGGGUCAGUGGUGGUACCAGUGGCUCCAGAUGGGCUGUUCCCUGCCAUUGGCAUGCACUCCCUCGGUGAGGAGGUACGGCUGGACCUGCAGGCAGCGUGGGGUUCAGAAGAGGAGGACAGCGUCAUGAUGGUGGACAGCCAUGAGGAUGAAUGGGCAAGACUUUAUGAUGUCAAAGUCAGUGGUACGCUUCUUGAAUAUGUUGGGAAAGGGAAGAGCAUCAUGGACGUAGGUCUGGCUCAGGCUCGGCAGCCCCUUACCACUCGAAGUCACUACUUUGAAGUGGAGAUCGUGGAUCCUGGAGAGAAGUGUUAUAUCGCCCUGGGCCUUGCAAGGAGAGAUUAUCCAAAGAACAGACAUCCGGGCUGGAGUCGAGGUUCUGUUGCAUAUCAUGCAGAUGAUGGGAAGAUCUUCCAUGGCAGUGGAGUUGGAGACCAGUUUGGCCCACGCUGUUUUGAAGGGGACAUCAUGGGCUGUGGAAUUAUGUUUCCCCGGGACUACAUGCUGGACUACGAAGAUGAAAUUGAUGACUGGGAAGCGGUGGAUGUGCGGCCGAAGCAGGGGCGUGUUGAAAACCUAAUGUAUUUGAAUGAUGAAGAUGAGGAAGAGGGAGACGACCCAGAGCAAGAACACGAGGGCCAGAAAGUCAUGGUGUUCUUCACCCGAAACGGCAAGAUUAUUGGCAGAAGGGAGGUGGUGGUUCCAGCUGGGGGGUUUUACCCCACCAUCGGUAUGCUCAGCACUGGAGAAAAAGUGAAAGUGGACCUCCACCCUCUCAGUGGUUAAUAAAUACAGAACUUAGUGAAUCCAUAUCACCAAUCCUGCUGUCAGCCAAUCGCCACCUUUGACUAACCCACCAUGCUGAAGUUCAAAGACAGAUUUGAUACACAUGGAAUCAUGGGAACGGUUUAUUUAUGCUUUAAACAAAUGAUGGCUACACAAAUAGAUAAUUCUGUAAUCCAGAGACAAAAAGGCACUUGAGAAUGCAACAGUGUAAAGCAUUUAAAAGUUUAAUAUGUUCACAUUAAUGCAUGUUUCACGGCAAAGCUCCUUACUUAAAGCUUUAGCUUCAAACGGUUUACUUUGAGAUUAUUUUGAAGGUUAUGGCGUCAAUAUUGGGCCUCAAAACUGUUGAACCUAAUGACGAAUUAAAGCAGUGCUCCAGGUUCAAUACAAGUUAAGGUCCAUCAACAGCAGUUGUAGCAUAAUGUCAAUUACCACAGAAAAUAUUUUCAAUUCAUCCCUUGAUUGUUUUUUAGAAGAAAAACAUUGCAGUAAAUGACAGUAAGGCGCUCACAAUGGAAGUGAAGGGGGAAAGUCCAUAAGCAUUAAAAUACACAUUCUUUCAAAAGUAUAGCCAGAAAAUGUAAACAUGAUAUGUUUUAACAUGAUUUUAAUGUGAUAAAAAUUGUUACAUGGUUUAUUGCCGUUAUGACAUAAUGGCAACAAAGUUGUAAAUGUAAUAUUGAUAUAACUUUACACAGAUUAGGUUAGUGAGUGAUUUUAUCACACUAAAAUCAUGUUAACAUGUAUUGUUUACAUGUUGUAGCUAUACAUUUGAAACUGUGAGUAUUUAAAUGUUUAUGGACUGGCUGAUUUUUGCUAUUUGUUUUAUAGACGAGGGACAUACAAACGGAGUUAGAAUUAUUUUUUGUUGUAAUAGUCAAUAGAGUUUGUAUUGAACCUGAAAAAUGACUUUAACAUUGUACGAAUAUACGUUUUGUUUAUUAACAAAUGCAUUGAAAAUAUGGAGCUAUAUAUUUUUGAAGUAUUUUGCUAUACAAACGAAAAUUCAAAAACAGAAUACAUUGAUCAAUGUGAGAUUCGCAGGGUACAAAGUACCAUUACACCCUAAAGACGGUUAAUGACCAGACACAUCUCUCAUAGCUGAAUAGCUCAUAUGUGGCAAUUUUCCACCCACACUGCCUCUUGCCAAUGAAUCUUGAAGGUGAUUGAAAGCAGAUUAUGGCCAUUUUUUCUUAUUGUGAAUUUGUUUUCUUCUGUAUGUCGUAUGUAAUCAAGUGCCACUUGUGCAAUUAUUUCUGUCUGAAAAACCGGUUGAGAAAGGUGCUUGCCAGUAAACAGCAUGAAGUAAUUGUGAUGUCGGUGGAGGCGAGUUGCAUCGUCUUUAGUUGUAUAUCUUUUACUCUCUUCUGUCUCACUUCUGUCAUCGGUUGCAGAAUGCAAUUCAGCAGCUCCAGACCAGAUACAGUGCAAGAAAUGGAACGUAAUGCACUGAAUAGGCUACUUAAAGUUUUAUAAAUAAAUGUCUAUGAAUGCAACAUAAUGGAUCAGUCUAUCUUUAUUUAGUUCAAGUGGAUUUCUCCAAGCCUUUCUGUAAAUGUUGUUCUAACAAGUUUGUUGCUGUUUAUGUAUGUUUUAUCAGAUUAUGCAGGGCAGACGCCACAUUCGAGGCGCUUUUAAUUUAGCGAAAAACAUUGAGCUGUUUAUAAGCAUUGUCCGCUGUAAUGUGAACUGGUCCUGUUCACAAAUGCCACAAGCACUUUACAGAUGCGUCAAAUUACACUGGGCGUUCAGUCAUGAACCUGUUGCCCUCUAGUCUUCUAAACAGAUGCCAUUCUGCACACCUCACUGCAAUAAUGUUCUACCUGUUAUUUUUACAUAUCACAUAUUGGACGAAAUGAAAUGUUUAAUAGAUGUACUUUGCCAAAUGUAAUGUCUGUUUUUGUCACCAUCAAUGUGGUUUUUUCCUUAGCAGGUCUUGUCUAAAUAUUGCAUAUCUUUUGAAUGAUUAUAUUAAACCGUUCUCUAUAUUGCCCCAAGUAAGGUGACUCAGUUUAAGUUGUAUCAUUAUAGAUUAUUAGCUGAAUGUCAGGAUAUAAGCUAGGUUUGGAAUGGAGCACUGGUGUACUGGAUAACACACAGUGAAGCAAUAUACAACAAUGAGCAUUUCAAACAAGUUGUAUACUGGAUUUUUGUCACAUAACAUCAACACAAUUAAUCUUUUUUUUUUUCAGUGCUUUGCAGAUAUCAUCCUGGAAGUAAAUGUGGUUUAGUAUUUGAAACUAAAAAUUUGGUUCAAGUUUGUGUAAAAAAAUAAAUUGUCUUGACAUUUGGAAGUUGAUCAUAUCAUGAGUGAAGGAAGAUUGUUGAACAACAAAUACUAUGCACUGUGUACAUACUAGAAAAUACAGAAAUAGUAAUAUGGUAGAAUGCUAUUCCAAACCUAGAGUUCAUUAAAAAAAACAU